UCUUUAUUACUACAGGCUGACUCAGAUUGAGUCUGAGGCCGGUAACAUCAACAGUGAGGACAAACCCAGCCUGCCUCUCUCCUUCCACACUGACUCCAAACCUACAGUCACUGGGUCCUGAUUGUGACAGUUGAGCCCAGUUUGCACUGCAGUAUCCAGAGAUGGCAUCAGUGAAGCUGGAAGACUGCAGUCAAACACUAGAGCUGGAUGUCAACAUUAAAGAUGAAGAAGAGGAGGAGAAGAUUGGGAAAUCUGUUAGUCAUGGAGACCCUGUUGAGACAUUCUCUACAUCCAGAAAGCAACAGCAGGAAGAUCACAGAGCUAAGAGGUCUCACCACUGCCCACAUUGUGAGGAGAUUUUCCCAAUUCUAUCAAAGCUAAAAAUACACCUGAAAAUACACACAGGAGAGAAUCGGUAUUCCUGCACUGACUGUGGGAAGAGCUUCACAACAUCAGGUGAUCUGAACGUUCAUCAGAGAAUGCACAGAGGAGAGAAGCCUUACUCUUGCUCUGACUGUGGAAAAUGCUUCACAGCCUUAUCUGAGCUAACAGUUCACCAGAGAACACACACAAGAGAGAAGCCUUACUUCUGCUCUGACUGUGGGAAGAGUUUCUCUCAACAGAGUAACUUAAAAAGACACCAACGUUUACAUACGGGAGAAAAGCCUUACUCCUGCUCAGACUGUAAAAAGAGUUUUCCCCAAUUGAAUGAGUUAGAUAGUCACCAGCGAAUACAUACAGGAGAGAAGCCUUACACCUGCUCUGACUGUGAGCAAAGUUUCUCUCAACACAGCAGCUUAAAGAAACACCAACGUGUAUACACACAGGAGAGAAGCCUUACUCCUGCUCUGACUGUGGGAGAAAAAAAAUCUCAACAUAGCAGCUUAAAGAAACAUCAACGUAUACACACAGGAGAAAAGCCUUACUCCUGCUCUGACUGUGAAAAACUCUUCAGAACAUCAUCUGAGCUAACAGUUCACCAGAGAACACACACAGGAGAAAAGCCUUACUUCUGCUCUGACUGUGGAAAACGCUUCACAACAUCAUCUGAGCUAACAGUUCACCAGAGAACACACACAGGAGAGAAGCCUUACUCGUGCGCUGAAUGUGGGAAGAGUUUCUCUCAACAGAGCAACUUAAAAAGACACCAACAUUUACAUACAGAAGAAAAGCCUCAUCAGUUCUCUCAGACCAGCUAAGAUUAAAGUCACUCCAUCACUUAAUUCUCAUGUCAUAAAGUAAGUGGUAACUGUGAUUUGGAUCCUAUUGUUUCUCACUGUGAGUGAAAUGUGCAGAGGAAAGGGAGCAUUAUAGAAUGUUAGCCUCUCUUUACUUUACUGAUCAGUGUACACCUUGUCAGUUUGGUGUGUUUUGUUAGCUUCUACUGUAAAGAUAUUAAGAUGACCUUGGGUUUGCCCUGAUGGUUGACUGGGUGGUACUGCUUCCCUCUGCAGUUUUCUGUGGGAAUGAGCUAGUAGACACAACAUGUAUCAGAUAGAGAUGGUGUGAGAAUCAGUUUUCACCAUUCGUUUGGGUGGAUAUUUUUUGGGGACUGUAAGGUAUUUAUAAUAAGAGAUACCUGGAGAAAAUCAUAUCUCUUCUUUUUUUUUUUAUCCCCUUUUUCACCCCAAUUUUCUUCGUGGUAUCCAAUCGCUAGUAAUUACUACCUUGUCUCAUCGCUACAACUCCCGUACGGGCUCGGGAGAGACGAAGGUCGAAAGCCAUGCGUCCUCCAAAGCACAACCCAACCAGCCGUACUGCUUCUUAACACAGUGCGCCUCCAACCCGGAAGCCAGCCGCACCAAUGUGUCGGAGGAAACACCGUGUACCUGGCCCCCUUGGCUGGCGCGCACUGCGCCCGGCCCGCCACAGGAGUCGCUGGAGCGCGAUGAGACAAGGAUAUCCCUACCGGCCAAACCCUCCCUACCCCGGACGACGCUAUGCCAAUUGUGCGUCGCCCCACGGACCUCCCGGUCGCGGCCGGCUGCGACAGAGCCUGGGCGCGAACCCAGAGACUCUGGUGGCGCAGUUAGCACUGCGAUGCAGUGCCCUAGACCACUGCGCCGCCCGGGAGGCCCAGAAAAUCAUAUCUCUCUGUAAUGGAAAUGGAUGGCCCUCUUUUCAGUUUAAUAGAUUUUUACCCGACCCUCCCUGAAUGCUUGAAAAAAAAACGGAUAGCAGAGAACAUGCCUACUGUUUACCCUCACUCCUAGGACAGACCAGAGCCUUAGAUAUGCCGUUUUAGAAACUGUUCUUCGUUUUGUAAUUGUUACAUGGCAAAGUAGCCAGAAGGUUGUGGAUUUGCAGAACACCGUGGACAAGGGUAGGGGUGAACAUGUAUAGCUUUCUAUAAACGCAUUUCAUGGAAUUCUAAGUCAUUUUACAUGACUGGAGACAAGCAGAGAGGAUAAUUGAUUCUGCCUGCUUAGCUUUCCAGUGGGGGUCUGCGAGUAAAACUGGUGCCGCAUUUUAUGAAGCGUGAGGGAAGUUCCCGUCUGACCAAAAGAGGACGAGGAACCGACCAGACCCUUACUGUGAGCUGCCCAGGUUGAGACACAUCAUCUGCGAACAAUUGAGGGGCGGCGAAUGACUUCACUAAGGCAAUUAAAAAAUAUAUAUAAUAAUUAUAAAAAAACUGAAACUAAACAUAAAGACGUAGAAGAAGAGUAGGAGGGUACCACUUGCCUUAAGUAAUAGCACAAGGUGAAUGUGAGAAUUGUGUGAGUAAGAAGAUAUUAGUGAGAUUGAAAUUUGGAUAAUAAGCAUAAGUUGAGUUCAACAAAGGAUUUACAUUUGGGAUAAUAAGAGGGUUGUAAUGUGGAUAUUAGGAUAAUAAGAUAUUGACAUUUUGAUACUAAGAGUGAAUGAGAGCUGUCAGGGGACUGGGUUAGGUGGGAACAAGGUGCUAUUCUAUAUGUAUGGGAAGCACCAAGACUAUAGAGACUAUAGAGACCAUGGAUACACAAGACUGUAGAGACCAUAGCAUUUAUGAUUAUAUAAACUACUGAGACUAUAGACACUGAGAGACUAUAGAUACGAGAGACUUUAGGUACUGUAGAGAGUAUAGAUACUGUAGAUUAUGGACUGCAUAGACUAUUGAGACUAUAGACACUGAGAUACUAUAGAUACACAAGACUAUAGUUUCUGCAGAGACUAUGGCGACUAUAGAGGAACAGUUGAAGAUACAUAUGACAUGGAAGAAGGCUAGAGCUAGUCUUAAAGAGAGAACUAGAGCAAGUAGUGGUACCAUGCCCCACUGACAGCUGUCUGUAGGCAUUUAUAAGAGAAGUGUCGACGUGGUCUGCAGCCACUGGUAGAGAAUAGCAUAAUGUGCACUACGUGCUAUUCUAUAUGUAUAGUGACGAUGCAUAGGAAUUAACGACAGGAGAAUCGUUGAAGAUGCACAUGGGGUAAUAAGGGAGAUUACCGAGUGUGUUUGGUAAUAGUACUAAGUGAAUGUGGAUGUGAAAGUUGUGUUAAGCUGAUUUAAAUUUGGAUAAUAAGUUGUUUGAUUGAAAUUUGGGUGUUAAGCUGAUUAGAAUUUGGAUAAUAAGACGAUUGCUUAAAAUUUGUAUAUUAAACUGAUAGAAAUGUGGAUAUUAACAGAGAAAAAUGUAGCUAUAACGUACUGAGUGAAUGAGAGCUGUCAGGGGACUAGCUCCAGUGUGAAUGUGAAGGGAAGUGUGAGCUGAGUUUUUUUAUCUAUAUAUUAUCUAAGGGUUCCGUCCACCAUCUCCCAUCGUUGUCUUGGACUACUAAUAAUAGCACGUGUUGUUAUUGAGCACGGGUGUUGUUUUAUAUGUAUAGGAGGUAGCGGUCUAUAGCAUUCCUGGGAAUUGUCUAUGGGGUCUGGGAACACUGUACCAUAGUCUCUGGGAGGCUAGAGAACCGUUGAAGAUACAUAUGGUGCAUUGGAUGUACAUGUUGUGGAUGUGAAUACCUAAGUAUAGAAGUUAUGUAGGGAAAAGUGAAUGUGAAUUUCCUGCAUAGCAGGACAUGCAAACGUGUGUAUUUUAGGUUUAAAAAAGCUUCUAAAGUUAGUAAUUUCCACUUUAAAAUGUCAGACUGGAUUUGCCCUAACGAAAAAUGUAUCAACCCCUACAAAAAAUGUCCAUUAAUUAUAAUCCAUAUUUCCUGUUGCUGCAGGAUUAUGUUCCUACUGUAGCAAACUGGCUCAAAUUAAGAUCCUUCACCUGUUUAAAGCGAAGGAUGGGUACAAAAAAAGCUGACUGCUGGAAAAUCUUGGAAGUGUAUGGGUGAAGUGGACCGUGGUACUCAUUAGAAUUUCCUGUCUGUCAGAUUUUGAUCUCAUUUAAAACAUUGUCUUUGUGUUUAAUUUCCAUGGUUUUUACAUCAAAAGCCCUAUUUACAUUACACAACAUUUCCACAUGCAAAAAGCUGUUAAUAAGGUGUGUCAUCUAUCUGAAGUAAAAGUACACAAUAAUGACAAAUGGAAAGAGAAAUAAAGUAGUUAUUAGUAUUUAUUCAAUAUUACUGUGAAAUACUAACAGCUGAUUUUCCAGAGGGAAGCGAAAAACCAGAAACCCAUUUAAGCCAAUAUGGGAUAAACUGGA
This is a messenger RNA of Salvelinus fontinalis (brook trout), 4574 nucleotides long. Its product is annotated as gastrula zinc finger protein XlCGF17.1-like. Bases 162 to 1199 code for a protein of 345 amino acids. The record is from RefSeq and is a predicted model, not a curated record. Gene Ontology annotation, molecular function: DNA-binding transcription factor activity, RNA polymerase II-specific; RNA polymerase II cis-regulatory region sequence-specific DNA binding. The transcript has 2 exons. NCBI's taxonomy places the organism in Eukaryota, Metazoa, Chordata, Actinopteri, Salmoniformes, Salmonidae. Gene Ontology annotation, biological process: regulation of transcription by RNA polymerase II.